UCACAUGACAGCUCACAAGUGGAUUUGCAGAGAAAUGAGCCGACAUGGGAACCUUUUAUGGACUUUAAUAUACUCCUAAAAGUUUUUGGAACGUUCGCUCAACUUUGCAAACUAUUAGUUUUUUUUUCGUCCAUAUCAAACACUUAUUUCCGGCGUUGCUAUGAUCGUAGCCAGGAAACGUUUAUUCGAAUGCCGGGUCAGGACAUGUCACUGAUUAACUUUCCUAGUAUAAAGUUUAUUGGCGUGCUCUUCGUCAAAACAAUCAGUGGGAAAUACAUAGGGAAAAAUAAUAAUAAAACGUGGGACUGUAAAGAUAGAGUUGCAAGAUGACAGAGCGAACCCCUCUCCUCCACUACCGACUCUCCACUAGCGUCAAUGAAUCCGAGCUACGGGCACCUCCGACCGGCCAGAUGCCGGAGGAGCGCCCAGCCACCCUCCGGCACCGGUUCUCCCAGAGUCAACCAAAGAAGCUGCCCACUUUCUCCGGUGUGGUCAUUCCAACCUUGCUGUCAAUGUUCAGUGUGGUUGUUUUUCUGAGAAUUGGUUUCCUGGUUGGCCAGUCGGGACUGUACCAAGGAAUUGCCAUGUUUAUCGUGGCCUACUUCAUAAUCUGCAUGACUGUGCUGUCAGUAUGUGCCAUCUCCACCAAUGGAGCGCUAGACGCUGGGGGGGCUUAUUACAUGAUCAGCCGAGCGCUGGGCCCAGAAUUUGGCGGGAGUAUCGGAAUUAUGUUCUUCUUGGCUAAUGUGUGUGCUUGUGCUCUUUAUGUGCUGGGUUUGGUUGAAGCCAUGGUUUCCACCUUUGGCGUGCCAGAAGAUGGCGCACUAGCUGCAUCUUCCUACCAAGUUCUGCCAUCAGGCUACUGGUGGUCUCUACUUUACGCCACAGCCAUCGCCCUGCUCUGUUUGCUUGUGUGCAUGGUCGGUGCUCACAUUUAUGCCAAGGCCACCUUUGUAAUCUUCCUUGUGGUCAUGUUUGUCCUGGGCACCAUCUUCAUCAGCUUUUUUGCUGUGCACCCACGCACCAUCAUUCUGCCUAGUUCUGCUGACUCCAACCCUAUUGUAAAUGGAACAGGCCCCACCGCAGCAAACUUUACCGGCUUCAAAUUAGACACCCUUCUUGGGAACCUGUGGGCCGACUACACUGUGGAUUACACAACAGGGAAUCUGAUGACCUUUGCCACCGUUUUUGCGGUGAUGUUUAAUGGGUGCACUGGCAUCAUGGCGGGCUCUAAUAUGUCAGGUGAUCUCAAGAAUCCAAGCUACUCCAUUCCACGUGGUACUAUCACUGCUGUCAUCUUCACCUUCAUUAUCUACAACCUGCUCAGCGUUCUUGUGGCCUGUUCCUGUGACCGGGUGCUGCUUCAAAAAGAUUACAGUUUUCUGAGAGAUAUUAAUGUGUGGAAUCCCUUUGUCACCAUUGGAGUUUACUCCUCCACACUUUCAGCAGCAAUGAGCAACCUCAUUGGAGCCUCACGCAUCCUCUAUGCAUUAGCCAAAGAUGACUUGUUUGGUAAAGUGUUGUCUCCUGCAAAAAAGACAUCGAACAGUGGCAACCCGUGGGUCUCUGUCCUUAUUUCCUGGUUCCUUGUACAAUUGGUGCUGUUUUCUGGAAAGCUCAACACCAUUGCCAGUAUUGUGACUAUUUUCUUUCUGCUGGUUUAUGCCGCUGUGGACUUGGCAUGCCUCGCUCUGGAAUGGGCAUCUGCACCCAAUUUCAGGCCCACGUUUCGUUACUUCACCUGGCAUACGUGUGUGUUGGGCAUCGUAGGCUGCGCCGUCAUGAUGUUUCUCAUCAAUUCCAUCUAUGCCUCAGCCAGCAUCGCCUUCAUGCUGCUGCUGCUUCUGCUGAUUCACUACCUCAGUCCAACUUCAAGCUGGGGCUACAUCAGCCAGGCUCUCAUUUUCCACCAGGUACGCAAGUAUUUGCUCAUGCUGGAUGUGAGGAAGGAUCACGUCAAGUUCUGGAGGCCGCAAGUUCUGCUGAUGGUCUCCAACCCGCGAAGCAGUGUAGGCCUCAUCACCUUCAUCAACGAUAUUAAAAAGAGUGGACUGUACGUGCUGGGGCAUGUCCAACUUGGCGAACUCAACACAUUACCCUCUGACCCUCUACAAUCUCAGUAUGCCUCCUGGUUGUCUCUGGUGGAUCAUCUCAACAUCAAGGCCUUUGUCAACCUGACGCUGGCUGAUUCAGUGCGUCAUGGAAUCCAGCACCUUCUGUUCAUUUCUGGACUAGGUGGGAUGCGCCCCAACACCCUUGUCCUGGGUUUUUAUGAUGACAGCCUCCCAAAGGACAAGCUCUCCACAAAUCAUUUGACAGAUCUUUCUUGCCUCUCCCAUGAUCCUGAGCAGCACCAAACUCCGUUCCAUUUUGCUUCCCUUCGGUCCAGUUCUCGGGCUGCAAAUGAUGACGUGCACGGUGGCAAGGUUUUGGGGCCCCCGGAGUAUGUAGCAAUCAUUGCAGAUGCCAUGAAGAUGCUGAAGAAUGUGGUUUUGGCACGUUAUUUUAACGGUUUUGACCGAACAGAGGCUUUGUCAAGGGCCUCCUCCUCUCCAGGGAAGAGUUUUGUGUAUGUGGACGUCUGGCCAGUCAACCUUCUGCGUCCGGACAGCACAAGCUACGUGGAUACCUGCUCUCUGUUCUUGCUGCAGCUAGCUUGCAUUCUCAAUAUGGUCCGAGCCUGGCGUAAAGCCACACUACGUCUCUUUCUUUGCGUGGAGGAAGGGAGGAGUGUGAGAGGCUUGGAAGAGAAGCUAGGACAACUGCUGAAAGAACUGAGAAUUAAAGCUCAAAUUUGCCCCGUGCCAUGGGACCAGCAAGUGGCGCUACACUGGCAGCGCCAAGGUGAAUGGGACAAGAGGCGAUCAUCUCAGUCCUCCAAGGACGAGAAGAAACUGGGAAAAGACGAAGAGGAUGAAGACGAUUCCGUCAACAGCUUGCCAAGCAACAUCACGCGGUUGUCUGAUGACUACCUGUCAGCUGUCAAUCAGCUCAUCCUCGACCAGGCCCAGCCACCGCCCGCUGUGCGCUUUCUAUACUUGCCCCGCCCACCAGCUGACACCCGUCAUUACAAUUCUUACUUGCAUCAGCUGGAGCUGCUGACUCGUAACCUGGGCCCCACUUUGCUCAUUCAUGGUGUGACGCCUGUCAUCACCACUGAUAUCUGAGCACUCCCCUAUCUGUCACAUGCAGUAAGGCAGGACUUCAUGCUUCGUGCAGUCCUAUUGGCUGAUCAAGAUGCUGUCUGUAGCUGACAUGUCACUCAACAGCAUACUGGAUGAACAGCCCUUGAGAUCUGACCAAAACAUGAGUACUACAAUAUGGACCAAACCAUAUCUUUAUUUUAACUUCAUGAACUCUUGGAGGGCCCGUUAAAGACUGUGGAAAAGUCGGAUGUGGUCUGCUGGCCAUACCUUGCCCAGGUCUAUAAUUUUGGAGAUCUUUAUGGCUUACAUCAUUAUAAAGUAACGGUGUUAGCUGGAGGCAAAUGAAGAGAAGCUUGAAGUAAACUCUGCUAUUUUCAUGCAGAAAAAUGUCAUCUUGUUGUGGUAUUGUUAUAUUCACUCACAUGAUCAUUUUUCUCGUUCAUUCAUACGUACCCACUAUGUCGAAAUGUGCAAAGCAACCGCACUGGGUCUUUUUGCCUCCAGCUAAGCCAUGACCCCAAAUCAUGCCACAUUGUUUACAAAUUCCAAAGAGGUCCAUAGUAUACAUUCUUCAUAAGAAUGUUUUUAAUGAAGGUAAAAAGUCAUGAUCAUUUUGAAUACUCCUGUGAAGGAUGACAAAGACACUAAGUGCAUCUAUAAUACAUAUCAUGAAUACGUAACAUGGCCAACCUACAUGGGAAUUUAUCCUCUCAUCAAGAUGUCCCCCACCCAUAUCAUUCCAUCCCACACUGGCGAGAGGUUUCCACUGGUUGAUACAGUCUGAGCUCAAUUUUAAGUGUCCCCUGGCUUCCCUUGUGGCCUAGAGAUGGGUUGCCCUACAAUUUUGUUAAAAUGAUCAUUCCAAACACCUUCAGACCAAAAAGUGCCGAGCGUGUUAGUGAUCUAAUGUGUGGAACUAGUCCAGCCUGGACAGGAAUUCUGACUGUUAAUUUUCAUAGCAAGUACACUCCAGAGAGCGGGUUUCCAAUUUUAGGAUAGAAAGCUUUUUUCUUUAUUUGUUUGUUUUUCCGUCAUUUUGUUCAGCAAACUGAACAAUUCACAGUGUUUGCAACUGCUUAGCAGAUUUUUAGAAUUGUUUUAGAAUUGAAUUAUCGUUAGUACUGCCUGAUCAGUUUGAUUUAUCAAGUGCCAAAAUAAAUGCAUUUGUAAUUGUUAGCCACAAUUUCAACUGCUGUGUCAUCACCAAGCCGCAAGCACCAAGUGUAACAUAUUUAGUUCCUCCCCCAAAAAACGCCAAUUUGGCAUAAUGUAUGCUACAGCAGUUGAUCCACUUCAGGGUAUUGAAUUUAUAUACUUAUUAUACUUAUACUAGGUGUUCACAUUGUUUGAAUUGAGAUAUUUAUGGUACUUGCCGUUUGAUUUCCAUUGGUACGACUGACUCAACAGUGCUCCUUACACAAAUGUUAUGAUACAUUUCAUGAUAUUAUUGUACGUGAUGCAUCAUGCUUAUUUAUGAAAAAAAUAAAGAGUUUUGAUCACUGUGAAAUUCUAGAUAAAAAGGUGCUGAAAUAAAGGUAAACUUAGAUAAAUAAA
Molecule: messenger RNA, 4700 nt
Organism: Syngnathus typhle (broad-nosed pipefish)
Lineage: Eukaryota; Metazoa; Chordata; Actinopteri; Syngnathiformes; Syngnathidae
Exons: 13
Coding region: 327-3167 (946 amino acids)
Biological process (GO): potassium ion import across plasma membrane; cell volume homeostasis; chloride transmembrane transport
Cellular component (GO): membrane
Molecular function (GO): potassium:chloride symporter activity
Source: RefSeq, a predicted model, not a curated record